AUGUUACCAACCAACAAUCCCGACAUGGAUUUAGAGAUAGGAGUUCGAAACCCUGGAGAAAUAGCCGAUUGCAAUUCAUCAUGGCAUUCAAAAAUGCAAUCCUCAGAGGCAGACACUUUUCGCAAGAGGGCCCGAGAUCCCUACUACCCCAUCCCGAUACUGGAAUCCUCCGGCAUCUACUUUCCCGACGUUUACAAUAAUCGCAAGAUCCCCGGACCAGAGCCAACCUCGAGCUUGGGCACAAGUAGUGCAGUUGGUGAGAAAGGUAUUCAAAAUGUAAACAAUGCCCAUCGAACCUCAAAGUCUUUGCUCAAAGAACUUAUAAUCUUCAAAGGGUUGGGAGCGCCUCAACAAUCCCUGUAUCAAUCCCCGCCUGCACUCAAAUUUCCAACCAAGCCGCGUUCCUUAAGGACACGCCUCAGCCAUUGGAAAACAAGAUCCAAGUCUAUCAAAGGUCGUCAAAAGAUGAAAAAAAUCUGGCUGGCUACACUAGACGAUAAACCCGAGGGUGUCACCCACACAGAAAAUCAAACUGGAAAGCAAAAAAGCAAUCCAUCUUUGCGAUUCAAAGCCAAGCCAAUUUUCAAGAAACUUCAGCCUCAGGCAGCUAAAGACAACGCAAAACUGUCUUAUCUUUUUGUGCAAGCCAAAAAGUCCAGAAGAGCAAAAAAUACAUAG
Puccinia triticina is the source of this 678-nucleotide messenger RNA. RefSeq lists its product as uncharacterized. Lineage: Eukaryota; Fungi; Basidiomycota; Pucciniomycetes; Pucciniales; Pucciniaceae. The record is from RefSeq and is a predicted model, not a curated record. The transcript is spliced from 5 exons. Bases 1 to 678 code for a protein of 225 amino acids.